This is a messenger RNA of Megalobrama amblycephala (Wuchang bream), 2044 nucleotides long. It is a transcript of the gene hprt1, whose product is annotated as hypoxanthine phosphoribosyltransferase 1. Gene Ontology annotation, molecular function: hypoxanthine phosphoribosyltransferase activity; magnesium ion binding. Bases 169 to 825 code for a protein of 218 amino acids. Gene Ontology annotation, biological process: purine ribonucleoside salvage; guanine salvage; hypoxanthine metabolic process. The record is from RefSeq and is a predicted model, not a curated record. The transcript is spliced from 9 exons. Lineage: Eukaryota; Metazoa; Chordata; Actinopteri; Cypriniformes; Xenocyprididae.
UCGACAGGCUCUAUUCCUCCUCUAAUGCUAAAUCACCACGGUGUAAUGUCCGGAAGAUAGAAAUUGUGUUUGUUCAGUCCUUUAAAGGUGAAACUGAGAAUAGGAAGGACUACAGUUACGCCCGGCAUCAUAAUCAACGACAUUUGCACGAACUCAGUCGGGACGGUCAUGGCGUCUGCCAGCUCCUGUAUCGUGAUCAGUGAUGAAGAGCAAGGUUAUGACCUGGACCUCUUCUGUAUACCAAAACAUUAUGCGUCUGACCUGGAGCGAGUGUAUAUUCCGCAUGGACUCAUCAUGGACAGAACUGAACGUCUGGCCAGAGAUAUCUUGAAGGACAUGGGUGGCCACCAUAUCGUGGCUCUGUGUGUGCUCAAAGGGGGCUACAAGUUUUUUGCUGACCUUCUAGAUUACAUCAAAGCCCUCAAUCGCAACAGUGAUCGUUCCAUUCCUAUGACAGUGGACUUCAUCCGCCUCAAGAGUUACCAAAACGACCAAUCCACAGGUGACAUCAAAGUGAUUGGCGGAGAUGAUCUGUCCACACUCACAGGAAAGAACGUCUUGAUUGUUGAGGACAUCAUUGAUACUGGGAAGACGAUGAAGACCCUUCUAGAACUUCUCAAGCAAUAUAAUCCAAAAAUGGUCAAAGUGGCCAGUUUGCUUGUGAAGAGGACACCAAGGAGUGUUGGCUACAGACCAGACUUUGUAGGAUUUGAAGUUCCUGACAAAUUUGUGGUUGGAUAUGCACUUGACUACAAUGAGUACUUUAGGGAUUUAAAUCACAUCUGUGUCAUCAGUGAAACAGGAAAGGAGAAGUACAAAGCAUGAGAAGGCCUGAACUUCCCCCUCUAGCUGUGUAUCAUUUGUUUUUUAAUGGUUGUUUUUCAUUUUAUAUCCAUUUUGUAUUUUUUCAGUAGCGCAGCUCACCGCGGGUUAGCAGGUCCUGCACUCAGGGUCUCUGGUGAGGUGUGUGCUGUCAAUGCACCUUACAUUUACAUUAGCUUAUGCCUUCACAUUCACCCCCACACUUUAGCAACCACAAACAUUUGCAGUUCAGUCUCUGAAAAUGGUCCCUUAGACUGCUGCUCUGUUACAAUGGGGGUUUUAAACAACCAUUAGUAUAAGAGUCCCUUUAAUUUAUUAUAAAGAUGUGUGCUAGUCAUUAUAGGUAGGUGUUUAAAGACUAGAUGAAUUAAACAGAAUAUUGAUUUGCUAUGCCAUUAUAAAAUACAAUGUGAAUUUGAUUUGCUCAGAUGGCAAAAGGAAAACAUUCAUGUUUCCCAAAGACUAUUUGCAGUGUAAAACUGUAAUAUGAACCCUGUUAUCAAUGAUUAAAAUCAGUGAGUAUUGAGACUAUAUUAAAUGAAUGCUUUUACUUACGAAUGUACUUUCGCAUCAGGGCAAGCUGAUUUUCCAAUCACAUUUUAAACUUAUUGACAUUUCAAAGCCAAACAUCACCUCCUUGUUUUUAUUGUUUAUUUGUAAUUGUAUAAUUUUGCCUGUCAAGAUAUUUAUUUUUUGUCUAAUUACUGUAAUGUUGGUUCCUAAUUAUAAUAAUGGGAUUGAAAUGAAAUGGGGCGGGGGAAAUCGGUAACACUUUACAAUAAGGUUUCAUUUGUUAACCCUAGUUAAUGUAUUAAUUAACAAUGAGCAUUACAUUUGUUACAUUUAUUAAUCUGUUAAGAUUAGUUAAUAAAAAAUAGUUGGUUUUUUUUGUUCAUGUUCGUUCAGAGUUCAUUAACUAAUGUUUAACAGAUGCAUUUAAUUUUAAUAAUGUAACAUUAAGAUGAAUAAAUGCUGUUCAUUCUUAGUUCAUGUUAACUAAAGUAGUUAACUAAUGUUAACAAAUGAAACCUUAUUGUAAAGUGUUACCAAAAUAUCUUAUGGUGCCUUAGAUGGUCAAUUUGUACAACCAGUUAUGCUACCAUAUAAAUACAGUAUGAAAAUGAAAUGAACCUGAUGGAGGGAAAAAAAAAAGUUAAAGCGACCUCACCAUUGUUCAGCCACCUGUUAAUCUUAAACUUUCUGAUUAAAUUAUUCAAAGGUU